Morchella sextelata is the source of this 2838-nucleotide messenger RNA. RefSeq lists its product as uncharacterized. Lineage: Eukaryota; Fungi; Ascomycota; Pezizomycetes; Pezizales; Morchellaceae. The record is from RefSeq and is a predicted model, not a curated record. The transcript is spliced from 11 exons. The coding region runs from base 1 to 2838 and encodes 945 amino acids.
AUGGCUACAACCACCAAGCAUGAUCUUCUCAACCUUCUACAAGAAAUAUUUAACGUCCCAUGCAUCUCGGUCUCUUCAGCCCCCCUUGCGGCCGCUCUAUCUGCUUCCAGCGGUUCAAACGAUAAAAUAAACGAAGAUCAAACUCCUGACCUCCUUCUCUCCGAUGCCCGCACAGCUUCUAUGCCACAACUUGUUGAAUUCAUUCUUCAAAUUCUUCUAACACGGCCGCCAUUCACACACAAAUCACCGGAGCUCCUGAUACAACAACGUUCCAAGUUCUUUCAAAUUUGGAAUAGAGAUCAUACGGAUGGGUCAAUCAGUGGUGAAAACGAAGACGAACAGAGACUUCCACCCCAAAAAAGCUUGCACAUUCUCGCAGAAAUUCGAAUGAGCUUUCAAAGACUUACAGAAGGUGGCUUUCAAUUCGUGUCAGAGCUCCUAUUAUCCUGCCUCCUCAGACUGUCUUUGGUAAACACAGCCGGACGAAGCUGGGUGAUUGAACAUGGGAAGGCCGUGAAGAUUCUGCUAGACUUGCUUCAUAGUGUACCUGACGCUGGCUGGUUAAGUAUGGACACAAACUUUGAGUAUACGGUAACGGUGUGGAAGUGCUUGAAUCUCUUGACAACAGGCGCUCCCUGGUGGGAAUCGAAGAGCAAAGUAUAUGCGAAAAACAUACUCAGUCUUUCCAAGUGUUUCUUUACUCUCCCAACAGCAUUUUCGCUUCUUCGAGCGGCAGUGCGUGUGGAGUUAAGGCCAGCUGAUAUUUUUUCAGCAAUUGAUCUCCUUUUAACACCCUUAGAACGGCUCCAUGGAUUUGCAACUUCUGAGAACAUAAAUGCAUUUACACCCACACCAUUCAACUUUCCUGUUUUUCCUUCUUUAAUAAAUCACGAUUUCACGAGACCAUAUGAAUUUGCAAACUUAAGGAUAUUAUUCAUAUCCUGGAUAAAUUCAGAUGCACCGCAUCGUAACUUAGUACAAUUCAGCAGUCCAUGGAGUAUUAGCAUGGUUUUACAGCACCCGGAGGCGUUCAAUCGAUUGAAGUCACAUCCGGAGAGUGCUGCCAGAAUCGCAUUGGCAUAUAUCUUCAACGAAGUACAAUUGGGAGGGAAAGGUUUUAAACCAAGUACAGAUAUGAGGGCCGUCCAGCUUUUGAAGAUAUUUAUAACCUAUAAACGUAGAGCUCGACUCAAUAUCAUCUCGACUCCUUUGAAUCGGGUAGAGCUCAGUCCUGAGGCGUGCAUAACGAUGAAUGCUGAAUGGGUUCUUCCAUGGUUGUGGCAAAGAAGAACUACUGAUAUAGAUUUCGUGAUGGCUAUGACAAGUACGUGGAUGAUGGCAGAAGAAGAAGAAGAAGAAGAAAAGAAGCUAGAUAUGAAGCAUCCUGUGCUUAUGCUUCUCAAGAAAAAUCCCAUCGGUCUUGAGGUGCUCAGUUAUUUAUUCAAGUUUUUCUUUGUGUACGAGGAUAGUUUCGAUUCGACUGCUAUAAGUAAAAUCAUCCGAUGUUUUACAGGCUCAGUGGAGCAGAAUUGGAUACCGAUUUCUUGCUGGGAAUCGGUUUGCAUGCUACUCGCAAAGAUCCCUAAGCUUGUUCUAGAAGAUGCAUUUACAAAUAUUGCCAAUGGGAUGGGCAAGAUAGAUAUGUUUAUACAAGUGUUCCUUCGAGAUAUUGAAUCGAUAAUGAGUCUCUGCCAGAGUAAUUUGGAGCUUGACUUUCCUGUCAGAAAACUCGCAAAUCAGUUUGGGACUUUAACGGCCAUGUUACAAUUUAUGAUUCUCCUGGGAAGGGUUAACAACGAGAUUCGUCAUUCUUUAGCAGUAAAAACACACUUCGUCCUGUCGAUGCUGAGCUACGUCAGUCACGAUUAUGUAUCCGUAUUAUUAAAAUCCUCUCACCCUGAGCUGAUUUGGAGGCAUGCAGCGUCUGUCGGUGCUGCAUGUGAAAUUCUCAUCAUAACUGGAUUUGACAUGGAUGCGGAUGUAUCGCUGGCUGAAAGCAUCAGAGAUAGUAUCAAUAUCUCCACCGGAGGAAUGACCGAGCAGACGAAGAACCAAGAGAUUUUGAAACUUAUUUCAAAACUUGUACGACAUGCUUAUGAUAUGUCAUAUAUAAUAUCACCGCUUUGCGAGCUGGCGGCGAUGCUCAGUACGAGUUGGUGGAUAAAAAGACCGUUCGUAUAUUUCGAGCUUUUCGGAUAUAUCCGAAGGCUUUUAUUGAAAAAUGGAACCCAUCAAUGGUGUUAUCUAGCGCCCGUAUUGGUUCAUGCAAUUGAAGCACUUCUGAAGGUCAAUGCCUCGAUACGUCAAAUAUUGGUCGAAAAUCGGUGGAAUCUAGAGCUCGCAGUAGCCAUGAUCACUCGCAUCAAGGAUGGUAACGUGUGCUGUGAGGAAUGCGAUGUGAAUUUCGAGGCGCCAAUCUUAAAGCUGGUGAUGUUAUUGGUUGAGAGACGCCCGAGAUGGUAUAGAGACCUACUCGUGGAAAGAGCAUUGGGACAGUACUCUAUACUUACCAUUGAUAUCAUUGUUGUGAUUUUUGAAAAGCAGCUGGAACAAACUAAUCCAUCAACGCAGAUUGGGGAGGACCAAAUAGCAUUGGGGGGAAUGGUGUUGAGAAUUGCCAAUGUAUUCCCGGAAUGGGAAACGAAGGCAGAAUUGACGGCUAUGAAAAGAGGGUUGGAAAAAGCCAUUAUCUCAUUUGACGAGAGGAAAAGGUGUCCUCCUAAAAAGGGCGUUUGCGAGUUUUUUCGACCGGUGGAGGAGGGGUCUCUUUGCUUGGUCCCGAACUAUGAAAUUGGUGAGAAGUUGACGCCCGAAAUUGUAGAUCAACAUUACUUGUAA